Messenger RNA from Paramuricea clavata, 9598 nucleotides. Lineage: Eukaryota; Metazoa; Cnidaria; Anthozoa; Malacalcyonacea; Plexauridae. The record is from the annotation of a GenBank genome assembly.
AUGGUUUGGUGAAGUCAAACCAGCAGCAUUCUUCUUUUCAUGUGCAGCUGAAGCAAAGUUCUAAUUAGACAAGUACAUAUUGGAGAAAUCCAUCCCUGCUGACAGAGAUGGAAGACACAUGCGCCAACAAUUGUGUCACCAAAUCGCCAACUCCUCGCCCAUACGUGGUCAUGUUUUCAUAAAGUCUCACAUUAUGUUUCUUUUUAUCUUAGUAAAGGGGUUGACACGAUCAACAGUAGUGUGCCUGUAGAGGUUAAAGUUAUUCCUGUUGUUGCAGUUUUCCCGUUAUCUGUUGCUGCUACUGAAGGUAAUGCAUUGAUAUAUCUCUUAGGAUCUAUAAGCAAGAUUGCAAGGGUGCGUACCAUAGAUAUCUUAUAUACACUAGAUAGCGCAUUUCUUUUAGUAAAAUUGAAGCCAAGAAUAUUCCAGCGGUUACCCCUAUUUGAAUAGAUGCCGACCAUGUUGGAGUACGUUUCCCACUCGCCCAUAAACGGUUAAAAAACAACAAUAACUUUCAUCAUUUGGAUAGUUUGAAAACGUAUUUGGAAUAGGUUUAACUUAAUGUUUAAGUUCCCUUUUUAAGAAAUAGAAAACAUAGGAGUCUUCCCAUUUCAUGGGAAUAUCCUGAGUCUGCGAUCACGGCUUCCAUUUUUGAAUAAUUAGAUGCAGUAUCUAGUGUAUAUAAGAUAUCUAUGGUGCGUACGCACAGUCGAGGUGUGGUAAUGGAGGAUAGAAUGAAACAAUGGUAACCAGACAUUUAAAUUUUACAGCGUGUAUUCAAAAAUGUUCGCUAAACUGCAAAUUCCGCAAAAUUUGUGAAAACUUAAUGCAAGUAUGGGUAGCUUGGGGUCUGCUGUUAUCUUUACCACUAAAGUAUUUUAAAAAAUAAGAUUUGGAAGCUUUUAUUGAACACCACUGUAAAAAUGGAUUGCGCACAAAAAUGAAAGUCUUAAAAUGCAACUUGAUUUCGGAGGGUGCAAAUCUAUAAGGUGUUUUAUGAUGUAUCAAAGUACUAUGGACAAUUUGAUGUACGCAACGUCCUACACUCGACCUCUGAAACGUCGACUUUUUUUUCCUUAUUAACUGAAUGAUUUACAUAUCUUUGCAAAAGUUCAAAAUUAUGGCAAGAAAGUCCCGGUAGAAGUUGUGCGUUGACUUAUUUUUUUAAUUCAUAAAAUAGUCCCAUAAAUUUAAAUUGCGUUUUAAGCCUUCUAUUUUUGUGCACGCAUGCCAUUUUUAAUGGGUUUUUUUAAAAACAACCGUGCUGGACUAAAAAAUUCACUUUUCAAAGUAAUUUUGGCGUUAAAGAUACUAGAAGACCCCAAACUAUACCCAUUCUUGCAUAAAGUUUUCACAAAUGUUGCGGAAUUUUCAGUUUUUCUACAAAUCCUGCACUCCACCCUGUCUUCGGGAUACCCUUUCUUAUUGGUUAAUUCGUCCAAAAACUUUGACUACCUAAUUUCUUACAUUUUUUCCCAAUUAUUUUCCAUUCAGGUAAUACAAUAACCUUAACUUGUGAGGUUUCUGUUGGCAAUGAGGGAUUUAUCGAAAUUUUGUGGUACAACUCCAAACAGGCUGGUGUUGUUAGUCAAACUCGACAACUAAGUUUGUCUAAUAUUGAACUGUCUGAUGGUGAUCAGAGUUACAAGGCAGAAUAUUGGUGUUUGGCUAAGAACUCGGACGGUACCGGACGAAGUCAGAACGUUCCAGUGUAUAUAUUAUCAUCAGGUAAGACUGUCUUGCUAUGCUUUUUGUUAUGUUUACCUAUAUUUAUGAAAUAUUGGUAUUGGUUGGUUUUAACAAGCAUCAUAUAAUAACUACAGUGAAACACGUAGUUUGAUUGGUCAAUAGCCGUACGGUACAGGUUUAGACUAGCCUGCAAAAGGAAUUAAAAUGCCUUCGCGGGAUUUUCGCGGGAUUCUAAAAACGUCAUUGUUUCAGUCACUGUAGUUAUUUUACGCUUUCCGAAAGUCUCGCGAUAUCCCUCGUGUAUGGAUCACGCAAUCCUGCACGAAAAACUAUUCGGUACUCUAUUAUUACGGGACAGGAGAUGUUGGUCAACUUGAGAAAUGUUGACAUCUUAUAGGAGCAAAUUCGACUGCGUCUUCCAAUUCUAUUUAUUUGCCACCAAAUACAAGACCGCUACAUAUCAUGAAAUAAUUAAGAAUAUUUAACCACUCCGAUAACUGCCGGAUGACAUCUGCUGCACGAUAGUAUGUACUUCGUAAAACCCACCUUCAUCAUUCAUUGACUGGCGUCUUUUUAUUUAUUGUUCUUUUUAGAUUUUAAUGAGUUUUGCUUCGAAGAUUAUGACAGUGGUUAUACUUGGGAAGAGACACCAGUUGGCACCUCCGUGAUUAAACAUUGUCCUAGUGGAACAAUAGGUACGGUUUGUUACUCUUUGUGUUUGGCUCUUCUGAUUAACUACAAUAAAGUAACUGUAAUUGUGUUAGAUAGCUCUGUCAGUUAAAGAAAUUUUACCAAGUUCCAGCAAGGAAUACUACUUAUUGGACUAGUAUUACUAUUGGAGGAAACUUGAACUUAAAACUAACUUAAACUGCAUGAGUGUUCUUCCAGGAGGAAACUGGAGUACUGUUUCGUAACGUUUGGCUAAGACUCCUCUUGUGAAUAAGGUGAAAUCAUAUGAGAAAACUGAAUAUUGCAGAAACAUAGCCUUGAUCACAGGGAGGACUGGACUAACACUCACAGAGAGGACACAUGAACUACCCUCUGAUAAAAAAUUCGUUUACAGGAACUGUGACGCGACUCUGUAACAGUAAUGAUGGUCAGUCUGUCUGGGGAGAUUUGAGUUUCUCCAACUGUAGAAGCUCUGUUGUUAUCGAACUUGUUGAUAAGGUGAUUGUCAAACUUGUCACUCUAAUCCAUCUAACUGUACGUUCCUUCAAUUGAAAUUGUAUAAACUAAUCUAUCUUGGUUAAUUUGUGAAUGCACUACCUGAAGAAGAUUAAAAACAACUUAAUCUUUUUACAGAUCUUUAGAUUGGACGAAGGGUUUGAAUCGGGGAAUAUCAGUGAGAUCUUGCGCGAAACUGAAAAAGUUUCAGAAGACGAUGAACUUUAUGAAAAAGAUAUUGAAGACAUUGUGUACGUUUUGGAAAAGACAGAGCAGAAAACGAAAACCCAAACUGAUCGUCAAAGUUUUAUUCGUUCAUCAAGUAAUAUAGUGAGUCAGAAGAAAAGGAAUGUAUGGAAAAAUAUACCGGUAAGAUACAAACGAAAAGCAGCUUGUCAUAGUAAUUUGGAAUACCUAGUUGUGUUUUGAAAUAUUAAUGAGUUUUGGAAAUACAUAUUGACAACUAUGAUGAAGUGACUCAACCAUAACUGUUUUUGUUUUCCAGUCUAGAAAUAAUUUAGUGAAGCAGAUUAUAAGUGGCACAGAUUUAAAUGCACGGAACUACAUUUCAGAAAGUGCGGAAAUAGGAAAAGUCGUCUCAUAUAGUACACCCAACAUAGCCGUUCAUGGAAUACGUCUACCAACAGCAAAACCCACCAACCCAGGAGAUGUCAGCUUGAUGGACACAGGAGGACAGGGUGUGAUUAUCUCUGAUGUUGUAACCAAUGAAUUAAAGCAAGCAACCGUAGUGCAGUACAGUUCAAUCAAGGAUAUUUUUUCUGAAGAAGAGUUGAAAGAAUCCGUGGAUAAUACUAUUGGAUCGACGGAAUCGUUGACAAUCAGAAGUACUAUUGUAUCUUUCACAAUCGAACCACCGCUUAAGAAUAAGUCAGUGUCUAAACCUUUCAAGAUUGUACUUCAGAAUAAUCAGGUAUGGAAUACAUGUGGUUUGCUGGACGGUUAGAUGAGAAAAUUAAUGCUUUAGGCUAACUUUGGUUUGACUGCGUCCCUCUACUGGUAUAACUAAAAAUUAAGGAAGGGAUAUCCCUUAUAGGUCAUGUGUUACUGCAGGGCAAACCGAAAAUAAACAAACUAUACUGGAUGGCUCUAUCAGUUCGAAUAGUUUGUUGGUCCAGUGUUUCUUCUGGGGGAUACCGGAGUACCCAGAGAAAAUCUGAUAGUGAUAGAGUCAAACCAGAAGUACUCUUCUUACAUGCAGCUGCGAUGAAUUUAUAAUCAGACAACUCGAAAUCAAACCCUGGGCACAAAAGGUAAGGGGUACACGUAAUAACUAUUCACCGUGUCGUCGAAAUACUAUAUUACUCCCAUACCUGAGGUAAAUAUAUUGAUGCACUUAUACGUAUUUUCCUUAGACUGGUUAUGAAGACUCAAGACGAACGUGUGUGUUCAUUGAACCUGAAAUAAACAGCAGUAUAUGGAGCAGUAAAGGAUGUACAUUGAAUGAAGCUGAAUCAAGUAAGAAAAAUGUUGUCUGUGAUUGUGAUCAUAACACUGCUUUUGCUGUCAUGAUGGAUGUUGCGGAUGUGCAGGUAAGAUUUUAAUUAUAAGUCAUUUCAGUUUACUGUAAGUGGAACAUUACACCGGUAGGAGAUCAGCAGGUUGACCGUUACCGCUGAGUCGAUUAUGCUACUGUAGAGGGUUUAUGUUAAAGAGAACUUCUUUUGUUUUGUAAAAAUAUAGUCUUUUUUAGAAAAGGAGAAAUAAUAUUUCCACCUUUUAGCCUAAUGCGAAAUUUGUUCGGAAAUUGCAUUCAUUUGUUUGAACUACCGGGAUAGCAAGGGACAUUUGUAGCUAUAAGUGGAUGCCCAUGUAAACCCGUGGCCCAGCUAGCCAGGGUGAAUCGUGUCACGAAAAAUACAUUUCGAAUAAACUUUGUACUGUUAUUGGAAUCAAGCUGAACUAAGUGGACUUUGAACGUCAUUUUGGAAACUUAUCAAAGCCGUGAUAGGAGCUUUAACUAUGAUAAUCUAUCCAUCUAUGUAAUAAAAAAAUCUAUCGACCAUGGUACAACCUCUUGUUAAUAUUAUAAAUCUCUCUUUAUCCAAAGGGGUCUUUCCAAGUAAACGAAAGAUCUCUAAAAUUAUACCAUUUUUUAAAACUGGAAAUCAAAAUUUCUUUACAAACUAUAGACCUAUAUCACUCCUGACAAACUUUUCAAAGUUAUUUGAAAAAGUUAUGCAAAUCAGGUUAACAUUAUUCAUUGAGCAAUGUAAAAUCUUGUAUAGAUUUCAGUUUGAUUUUCGCAGUAACCAUUCUAUUAUGGAUUCACUUGUUUCUCUAAUACUAAUAACCAUGCCACGGCCAUUGAUCGGAACCAGAUAGCUGCUGGAGUGUUUAUUGAUCUUUUAAAGGCUUUUGAUACUUUAGAUCAUGGAAUAUUGUUUACUAAAUUACAACAUUAUGUUAUAAGAGGCGUUGCACUUCAAUGGAUCAAGAGCUAUUUCUGCAAUCGUGAACAAUUUGUUCAAUAUAAUGAAACCUGUUCCUCCAUGGAAAAAUUAAAAUGUGGAGUUCCGCAAGGUUCUAUUUUAGGCCCAUUAUUUUUUAUUUUAUAUUUCAAUGAUCUACCGAAUGGAUUAGAACUGUCAAAAUCUUAUCUUUUUGCUGAUGACACUAGUAUAUAUUAUUCAAAUUCGGAUAUCAAGCAGCUUGAAUUUGUUUUGAACAGUGAACUUCGAAAGCUGGAUAUCUGGAUGAAGUCAAAUAAAUUGUCUGUGAACAUCAGUAAAACAAAUUACAUCAUUUUUCGGCCGAGACAAAAAAAAAUAAAUUUAAAUCUAGUUAUUGAAUAUUACAAUCAAAUGAUCACCCAAAAACAAUAUUUUUAGGAAAACACACAAAAUUUUUAGGAGUAUAUAUAGACGAACAUUUUGGGAUCAGUGAGAUGACCACCCAUACACCAUGUGCCCGUGAUAUUUGAUAAACUUUAGACUUCGCUAGCGAAUGACGAGACAGACGGCUCCAGGUUCGCAGCUCCAGGUUCGCGAACCUGGAGCCAGCUCCAGGUUCGAUUUCAAGCUGGAGCUAGAACGACUAGUUUGUAAAUAAACUGCUUUGGCCGCUUAACCACUAUUGGAAAUCCAAUUUUUUUGAAAGACCAUUUUUACUUGUCAUAUUCCUUAGUACGUGAGGGAAAAUGAAGACAUUAUUCCGUUCCGUUCGUCCAUGGUAGCUUGUGAAAGAUCACUGUUUUUUCUGAGAAAGGGGCUGGUCAGCGGUGGGAUAGAUCGCAAAGCUCGUUUAAAACCUUAUUUUUUUACCUUUAUAACGAAAAACGUAAAGUUUUGAUUGAUGACCAUUCUAGAGUAUGUAUUCAAAAGUAAUUUCAAGCGGCUAACUUAUUUCCACAUCGCGAAACCGCGAUAAAUAACUCGCGCACAAUUGAACUGUCUAAUUUCACGCACCGCCCGGUUGUGUUAAUUUUAUCCUUCCGUGAAUAUAACAACUUUGGUAUGCGUAAAUUUACGCCCUAGAGGAAUAAGAUAUUGAUAUGUUAAUGACAUAAUAUCAUUUGUUGCGCUUUUCUGAAGAACUAACGAUAUAAACAUAUUUAAUUUCCGAAACACACAACGCAAACAAGAUCGCUAAAGAUGGUGUUAUUAUGCGGCUCAAGUCGCCGAAAGGCCAUAACAUGUCAAAUACGUCUAGCAUCAGCUAAAUUGCUUCGCAAAUUUCUUGCUAAUUUUGCCAUGCAACGAUUUUUUAAAAGAUAACCCUUCUAGACUAAUAUUCAUACUAUCAUAUUUUACAGCAUUUGAGGAUUUAGGAUAUAUAUCCAUCAUGAGCAACUCAUGAGAACACUAGCAUCGUUACGGACAUAAGAAAUCAACUUUCAAGAGAUAUGAAAUAUUCACGUAAACAAUAAUGCAAGCCCUCUGGCACGUGCCGGACAUUUGAUAAUCUCAGGGGAAAUUAAAACCGUAUUAACUAUAAUGUCGACAUGUAAAUGCAUGCUAUCUAAUGGGGACAGGGAAGGAGUUUAAUUAAAAGCCACCAGUAUCUUAAUAAAAAAGACAUAGCUGUAUUUGAAAAGAUAUUGAAACAUGAUUCAAUAAAGCCUGAAAAACAUUCCAUGCACCUUCUUUAUUCCCUGGUAUUUCUUCUCAGCUGCCCAAAACGUCCAAAACGGAGAGGUCGUGCAGUUGCAUAAAUUGUUUCGUUUUGUUCAUUUCUGUAUCCGUCCGAAAAUGAAAAUACACUCAUCACAAUACACCAGGAAAAUACUUACGGUCCAACGCGCCACAAGACAAAGCUCUAUAAUGACAUGUAUUUACGUUGGCAUGUUUAAAAUUAGAUAAAAAAAACGCUAUAAAAUAUCAAAAGUAUAUAAAAAGGCAUUAUAUAUGCCUUCUAAAGAAAUUUAUAAGCCUUCAUAACAAUGAAUUUAAAAUUGUGCUAGCUAGUAUCAUUUUAUUAAUAAAUUAAAUUAAAUCAAAUAUACAAUACUGCACAAAAUGUAUACAGUUUGUGUACAGUAUGUAGUUUAUGCAAAGGGUUUAUGCAAUAUUUAUUAACUUAUACGGGCAAAACCAAUGUUUUUUGCUCGUGUAUUAAAAAGAUAUAGCGCAUGUAAACCAAGUUACGUAACUAUGAUGUGCGCCCACAUUCUCAAGGAGGGGUGUGUUUUAAGCCUUCCUUCAUAAUCAGCGCAACUUUAAUACGCAUGCUUAUAAAACUAUUUUAUCUUUGUGAAAAAGCGACGUUUUCUGCUUAUGUAUUGAAAAAAUACAAGGCAAUUGCCAACUAUUACACUCCUUCCUUGGCAUUAUAGUUAAUACGGUUUUCACCUGAGAUUAUCAAAUGUCCGGCACGUGCCAGAGGACUUGCAUUAUUGUUUACGUUUAAUAUUUCAUAUCUCUUGAAAGUUGAUUUCUUAUGUCCGUAACGAUGCUAGUGUUCUCAUGCAUGAGUUGCUCAUGGUGGAUAUAUACCCUAAAGCCUCAAAUGCUGUAAAAUAUGAUAGUAUGAAUAUUAGUCUAGAAGGGCCAUCUUUUAAAAAAAUCGUUGCAGGGCGAAAUUAGCAAGAAAUUUGCGAAGCAAUUUAGACGAUACUAGACGUAUUUGACAUGUUAUGGCCUUUCGGCGACUUGAGCCGCAUAAUAACACCAUCUUUAGCGAUUUUGUUUGCGUUGUGUGUUUCGGAAAUUAAAUAUGUUUAUAUCGUUAGUUCUUCAGAAAAGCGCAACAAAUGAUAUUAUGUCAUUAACAUAUCAAUAUCUUACUCCUCUAGAGCGUAAAUUUACGCAUACCAAAGUUGUUGUAUUCACGGAAGGAUAGAAUUAUCACAACCGGGCGGUGCGUGAAAUUAGACAGUUCAACUUUGCGCGAGUUAUUUAUCGCGAAUUCUCGAUGUGGAUAUAAGUUAACCGCUUGAAAUUACUUUUGAAUACAUACUCUAGAAUGGUCAUCAAUCAAAAUUUCAAGUUUUUCGUUAUAAAGGUAAAAAGAUAAUGUUUUAAACGAGCUUUGCGAUUUAUCUCACAGCUGACCAGCCCCUUUCUCAGAAAAAACAGUGAUCUUUCACAAGCUACCAUGGACGAACGGAACGGAAGUAGCAGUUUAUUUACAAACUAGUCGUUCCAGCUCCAGCUUGAAAUCGAACCUGGAGCUGGCUCCAGGUUCGCGAACCUGGAGCCGUCUGUCUCGUCAUUCGCUGGUGCGUUCCUUUCCCCGGGUGUAAAUAGCCGGACGGUGCUCCGCGUCGUUGACUCGGGAACAAACUCACACAGCGACAUGGCAAACUUUGUUUGGGGACCGGAAUAGUAUAAAUUUUAGAACGGUAUCGAAUCAUCAUCCUAUCUCAAACUGUACACAAUAUUUUAUAAGAAUUUUCCUUACUUUUUCAGCUAACAGAGUCUGAACGUAAAAUAUUAGAGACGAUUUCUACCAUUGGAUGUUCAAUAUCGUUGGUCGGCAUCACCUUGACCGUUCUUCUGCAUGUUUGUUUCUGGAAACAUUUCAAGUCACCUCGUGUCAAAGUUUUGCUCAGUUUGUGUGUUGCCAUUGGAUUCACUGAUAUCUUUGCUAUACUUGAGGGUGUUGCCAGAGACAGUUCGGUAAGCUUCCUUGGCAAAAACUUUUUACUAUGAGAUAUUGAUAGAUUAUAGUGCAGGGUGCGAUAAUUUGCGUACUUACGUACGUACUUACGAAGGUACGCCAAUAUUACGGUCUGGUACUUCUGUCUUUCCAGUCACGUACCAUGUAGGUUUGCGGCACUCUUGUUAUCUGCGCACUUAACUUUUUGCUUUCGACCUUUCCAAGUUCAAGAUAUUCAAAACCAUAAUUUAGUCGGAAUAUGUGCAAGUCUGGCAUGACUUUGCAUUAAACAUGAUUGGACUGAUAUGAUGAGAUAGGACUGAGGAAUGUUUAACUACAACGGCCGGGGAACGAAGUGUUUCUCAAUAAUGAAACAUAUAUUCUAUCAAGUUUAUGGCAGGGAAACGGUGGGAAACGCGCCUUUCGUGUUCGCCUGUCGAGUCGAAGCCUUCUCAACCUUUUAAUUCUGAUGUGUGGAGACAUAGAGUCUUGCCCUGGGCCACAAGCAGAUGAGGUAUGUAUGUAAAACUUAUUUAAAUUAAUGACGCUAGCCUUGUCAACAGCAAUAGUUGAUUUCCACAAGGGGCGUCACUAGCACAAGAAAAAGAUAUUUACAAAGAAGGGAAAAAAAUGUAUAGCUAUUUACAAAAGAUUUAUAAAGGAGAUUGAAUUAUAUUGGUGUGACCCG